This is a messenger RNA of Engraulis encrasicolus (European anchovy), 3842 nucleotides long. RefSeq names its product ras-related protein Rab-35. The coding region runs from base 477 to 1082 and encodes 201 amino acids. Gene Ontology annotation, molecular function: GTP binding; GTPase activity. Gene Ontology annotation, cellular component: endosome membrane; plasma membrane. Gene Ontology annotation, biological process: endocytic recycling. The record is from RefSeq and is a predicted model, not a curated record. Lineage: Eukaryota; Metazoa; Chordata; Actinopteri; Clupeiformes; Engraulidae. The transcript is spliced from 6 exons.
CGAGAUUUUUAAUGUCCAAUUUUAUGACCGUAUAAAUGGGUUUCAUGGGAUCGUAUUAACAGUUGGCUUCAUUUGUGGAUGGCGAGGCAUCUCAAGUUGACCCUGAAUUGUUUCAGUGCGUCUUUGAUUGCAGCAAGGAUGUCACCGUGCUCAAGUUUGGUCUGCGCCUGCGCAGUGUCAAAUGCUCGGACGUUCAGCGAAGUGGGUGGGAUUUGGGUUGUGGUUAGCUUGCUAGCUGAGUGCUCACAGGAACUGUAAACGGCGAUGUUGAUGGGUGUGAUCCUGCGUUAGCUCCACGAUACCUUUGUACAAUACCCGCCGGCAAAGGAGAAAUUCCAAAAGGAAAACUAGCUGACUCUCAGCCGGGGGAGGGUGAAGCUAUAUAGCUGUAUCCCUGGACGGCUGCUCUUGGGCAUUGAACAUCAAGUGGGGGGAACACGGGCGACAUCGAAUAGUAGGAAACCCCAACCACUGCGAUGGCGAGAGACUACGAUUACCUCUUCAAGCUACUCAUUAUCGGUGAUAGCGGUGUGGGGAAAAGCAGUCUACUGCUUAGAUUCGCUGACAAUACUUUUUCAGGUAGCUACAUCACCACAAUCGGGGUGGAUUUUAAGAUCCGGACGGUUGAGAUCAACGGGGAGAAGGUGAAGCUUCAGAUCUGGGACACCGCGGGGCAGGAGCGCUUCCGCACCAUCACCUCCACAUACUACAGGGGCACGCACGGGGUGAUCGUGGUGUAUGACGUGACCAGCGCCGAGUCGUUCGUCAACGUCAAGCGGUGGCUCCACGAAAUCAAUCAGAACUGUGAUGAUGUCUGUCGAAUAUUAGUGGGCAACAAGAACGACGACCCCAACUCCAAAGUGGUGGAGACAGCCGACGCGCAGAAGUUUGCCGAGCAGAUGGACAUUAGGCUAUUCGAGACCAGUGCCAAGGAGAACAUCAACGUAGAGGAUAUGUUUAACUGCAUCACAGAGCUGGUGCUGAGGGCCCGGAAGGAGUCCGUCGCUAAGCAGCAGCAACAGCAGCAGAGUGAAGUGGUUAAACUCAGCAAGAACAGCAAACGCAAGAAAAAGUGCUGCUGACAGACUGGACUCUAAUCAUACUCUUAUUUCACAUAUACACACAUGCAUACACCCACAUGUACACAUGCACGCACAUACAUACACACACACACACACACACACACCACAAAAAACAACAGUGAUGAUGCAGCCACCAUUGAACUGACAGAGAGGGAGAGAGACCCCUGCGAGUGCAAAACCUGACGCCAACACCCAGAGAUGGACUUUACACCCCAGGUCAAAAAAGAUGAGAAAUUUAUCUAUUUAGAGAUUUAAUGGAAAAAAAUGAAAAAAAGAGAAGAGAAACAUGGACUUUUGGGAUCUUAAGGACAUGUACAAACUUCAAGUGUACAGUUUUUAAUCAGGACGGAAAGCAAGCGGAACAGCUCCUAGUCUCCAGGGAGCCCGCGCACCGCACCAACCGUCAAAUUUUUAUGGAGAUGAAAAAAAAAUUAUAUAUAUUUUUUCUGUUCUUGCAUUUGCAUUCAACAUCCACCCCCCCAACCCCAUCCCUCACACAAUACUGUGCCACCUUUACUCCCCAGUGUUGAGGAGAGUGGGAAACCUCUGGCUUCAGGCUCUUUUUUUUUUUUCUUCAGACGUCCCUUGAAAUGCAAAUUUUCUUCUUAGUGGUCUGUGAUUCGUGUCAAUGAUUUUGAAGUGGACUGAACAGAAACAAAAAAUGAAGACAACAGUAGCUUUUUAAAAAAAGGAAAAAGAAAAUGAAUUGGAAUUCUUAUCAGCGAAAAUGGACUCAACAAAGCUGCCAACAUAUGAAAAUCUGCCAUUAUACCACUUCAUGGUUAAUGUCUAUUAUUGGACCCACCCCCAGUCAUGUUGCUAGUUUUGUCCCCUCCUGUGUUUCGUGAUUUUUACACAUUAAAUUAAGACAAACUCCUACCACAUGGCUGUCAUGGACCAGUCUCACUCCAGCCCCCUCCUUCUUUUCCGUAAUUCUCCCUGCCAAUCUCUGAGAGAACGUUAUGCCUUUUUUGUUCUAUCUUUUUCUUUUUUGUAAAUUUGUAUUUUUUUACUAACAAACUACACCACUGUAAAAAAGGAAACAAGCAAUCAAAACAAAUAUGCUUAAUGUAAAAAAAAGAAAGAAAAAAGUGUAAUGGCCCUAAGCUUGUCUUUCGGGCUCACUUGCCACAGAGUCGGACCUGUGAACCUGAGUAGAAUAGCGCCAGAACUUUUAACUGUUAAUAAUCCAGGACACUGGAACCUGCGCAUUAUGAGGAGUGCUAUAGCAACAGCGGACCCCCUUUCUUAGUGUUCUUCGCAUGGGUUCUUGUAGGAGCAGAGCCGUAGAGCCGUGGUUCUCUGUGGUAAUUGCGUUAGCGGUUGAUGACGAGUGAGUUGGAGUUUUGGGUUCUGCAUAUGUGUGGCUGACAAUGGUGUCACUCUAGACAUGCGUUUCAGAAGAUAUGUGUGUUCAGAUGACUGAAGGGGGAAUCAUUGUCCCUUUUUUGGGCCAUCCGUAACAACUUGUAAGCCUUUUAAGCCCAAUUCACACAAGACCUUUCAUUGGAGACGUACAUGGACUGAGAAAUUACACACACAAAUAUGCUUGCAUUUAGUCGCACAUGAAUUGGAUGCGUCGGCAGUUGGACCUGGAUGCCAUGUCUCGUUUCACUCCAAGGCUCCAAAAGUCUGUAAAAGCUGAGUCACCCCCAAAAAACACCAGCACUUAUUCUGGGAGAGAUCACUGUGACUCCAUCAGUAUACAGAGGGUUGGCUUGCUUGUUUUGGGACCAGAGGGUAUUCUGCAAAAUGUGGAUUAUGUGACAAACCUGGUUAAUUUGACUCUGGAGUUCUCAUAAAUCUGACAGAUUAACAUUUGUUGUGUUUCAGAGAGGGAAAUUUUGCGUUCUGCUGGUAACGGCCUUAGAACUACCUUUGGGACAACUAAAUCAAGUUUGUCACUUAACCUGCAUUUUGCCUUGUACUCUCAGCCCUAUGGUUUCACAGGCUCUGACUGCACUGUGUAUAGUCUUAACAGUUGCCAUAGGCAUGGGAAGUAUUCAAAGUUCAGCUGUGUGGGUCUUCAACAGCAUCAUCAAGUUUAUUUAGCGGGCAGCUUGACUGGCAGCCUGACUGGCCAAUGGUAUGUGCCAAUAUCGGAGAAGCGAAAACAAGACAGACAACGCAGCACCCAAAUAAUUUGUAAAAAAAGAAGCUCCUCCAUCCAAAUAAUACUCAAGGAGAUGAUGUUGAAUAAAUAAAAAAUGACAAAUCUGAGCAGUGAGUAGUUAAAACCAGCACAGUUGUUUAAAAAAAAAAAAAAAACCUGCUGCGAAGGGAAGCAUGUUAUUAGCUUGACAACUCAAAUGUCGGUGUGUGGGGCUGAACAAAGCCAAGGAGGUUGACUAAACAAUUUAAAGACUUCCUGAGUCUUGGGAUGACUAGAGUGAUCCUACAGUUUUAAUGUUCACUGUUCAGACUGCCAUCCUCAAAAACCUCGGAAAAGAUGAUGGCCCAAUAGAAAGGCCAUUUACAAAAAAGAUAUAACAUACAAAAGAGCCUCAUCCUCUUUUAUAUUUGCUGUGUGUGCAUAUCAAUGUUAACACGCCGUGUGCACAUGCAUAUGCAAAAAGCAACACAUAUACAAACACGCAUGUGUGUAUAUAGACACCAAUAUAUGCGUCUAUUUUGUGUGUUUUUAUAUGCGUUUUAUGUACUGGUCUGGUGUACACUGGAAAAGAUGAGAUUUGUUGCCACUCAAGUCAUUGUUUGCCCCAUCAUGAAUCUAACCAAUAAUAAACAUUUUAAGAGAAUGGA